Molecule: messenger RNA, 936 nt
Organism: Hyaena hyaena (striped hyena)
Lineage: Eukaryota; Metazoa; Chordata; Mammalia; Carnivora; Hyaenidae
Product: olfactory receptor 2M4-like
Exons: 1
Biological process (GO): G protein-coupled receptor signaling pathway
Cellular component (GO): membrane
Molecular function (GO): olfactory receptor activity; G protein-coupled receptor activity
Source: RefSeq, a predicted model, not a curated record
AUGUUGUGAAGAAACCAGAAUUUUAGCUCUGACUUCAUCUUGCUAGGAAUCUUUGAUCACAGCUACACCCACACCUUCCUCUUUACUCUGGUUUUGGGAAUCUUCACAGUGGCCUUGAUUGGAAACACUGUCAUGGUUCUCCUCAUUUAUCUAGACAGCCAGCUGCACACACCUAUGUACUUCCUCCUCAGCCAACUAUCCCUCAUGGACCUCAUGCUCAUUUGCACCACUGUACCCAGGAUGGUCUUCAAUUACUUGUCUGGAAGGAAGUCCAUCUCUCUGGCAGGUUGUGGAGCCCAGAUAUUCUUCUAUAUGUCUCUAGUUGGAGUUGAAUGUUUCCUGUUGGCUGUCAUGGCCUAUGACCGCUAUGUGGCUAUAUGCCACCCCCUUCGAUACACCAUUCUUAUGAAUCAGAAACUCUGUGUCCUCAUGACUGUUGCCUCCUGGAUCUUGGGAUCUCUUGAUGGCAUUAUUGUGCUUGUAGCCCCUUUAUCAUUCUCUUUCUGUAGUUCUCUGGAAAUUCAUCACUUUUUCUGUGAUGUCGCUGCUCUUUUCCCUCUAUCUUGCACAGAAACCUCUGCUUUUGAAAGACUACUUUUCAUCUGCUGUGUCGUGAUGCUAAUAUUACCAGUCUCUGUGAUCAUCAUUUUCCAUUCACAUGUCCUUCGAUCUGUCAUCCUCAUGAACUCCAAAGAAAGUCGCCACAAAGCCUUCACCACCUGCUCUUCCCACUUAUCUGUGGUUGGACUCUACUAUGGUGCUGUUAUGUUCAUGUACAUGAGACCAGCCUCUAACCACACACCAGAACAGGACAAGAUAGUAUCUGCCUUCUACACCAUCCUCACCCCCAUGCUGAACCCUCUCAUAUACAGCCUCCACAACAAAGAAGUAUCCAGGGGACUUAAGAAACUAUUGACGAAAGGAAAGUUAAUGUAA